This is a messenger RNA of Symsagittifera roscoffensis, 2926 nucleotides long. Its product is annotated as agrin-like. Gene Ontology annotation, molecular function: calcium ion binding; protein binding. NCBI's taxonomy places the organism in Eukaryota, Metazoa, Xenacoelomorpha, Acoela, Convolutidae. The record is from RefSeq and is a predicted model, not a curated record.
AUGACGCCAUGUAACUUCUUUUUCAUCUCCAUUUUUGAUGAACAGCUCUCUGACGUGGUCGUGUUUGGGUCUAUUCUGUAUGUGGACAAGCAGGCCUCUUCCCUCAUGGUGUCUGUAAUCAGGAGUUUCAAGGGACCCGACUUCAAGGGGGGCAACCUACGCAUUCACUACCCACACUACACACAAAUCGACGAGGCUUGCCUUGACAAGCUUGCAGUGGGAGACACUAAGCUACUCAUGGCCUAUACCAGGACCACUUAUGGACCCCCAACAUCGGUGGAAAUAUCACCUGGAGGACUCUUGGAAGACCCCUCCGAAAAUUCCUCGCCCGCAGCAAGAGCUAUGAGUCCCCCCUCAGUCGGGAUAACUCAUCCGGAUCAAGUUGCGAUCCAGACAACACUGGAACUGAAGAGAGCUCCGUUGGAUUUGGACCGUUCCGUCCUGGACGCAAUAAAUUUCAUUCUGCAAACAGACUCAGAAGGUCAAAACGUGCAAUCGGACGCAGCUAAAAAUCAAGCUUCUAAGUCGUCGUGUGGAGGUGUUCGAUGUCAUUCAAUGGCCUCGUGUGUUUCGGAUGCCCAGACUCAGCAGUCUGUGUGCAAAUGUCCUGACUGUGCAUUCCAGAAGUACAACCCAGUCUGUGCCAAUGACGGGGUGACUUAUACGAAUGAGUGUGAAGUGAACAAGACGUCGUGUUUCAUCGGAGCUAUGUUAAAAGUUAUCUACGAGGGAUUCUGCGAUCUGCCUGACCCUUGUGACCGUCUCAAGUGCUACCACGGAGCUUACUGUCUGUCCAGCACUGACAAAAUAUCCGCCAGAUGCGUCUGUCCCAAAUCUUGCCCCUCCCCCGCAUCCCCGGGGGGAGGUGACGAGGGGAGCAAGAGUGUGGGUUCCAAGAUUGGAGGGAGUGGGGAGGGGGAGGGAGAUUGGGGUAAUGGGAGUGAGGGGGUGGAGUUGUGUGGGGACAAUGGGCGGGACUACAGCAGCAAGUGUGAGAUUGAGAAAGACAUGUGUCCCACCCAGAGGCCAAUCAAGGUCAAGUUCAACACCAACUGCGAUCCAUGUGAAGCAAUGCGUCGCAAGAACCUCUACCCCUGCGCCCGCAACACAGGCGGAGUGUGCCGGCUGGAUGCAGCCCGGAAACCCUACUGUGCCUGCUCACGUGACCAGCUACUCGAGUGUGCCUCAGGGAACUCUGGAAGGGAACAAUUGGUGUGCACUAGUGAGGGUAAGACUAUGAGCAGGUGUGAUUUGGCACAGUACAGCUGUGUGUACCAGAAGGACAUAGCUGUCAUUGCAGAGAGCCCCUGCGAAGUGUUACAAUGGGGUGGAAGAGUUUGUGGUAAGAAAUGUGGCCACUACUCCUCGUGCAAUGUCACCCAGGAGAGACAAUUGGUCUGUUUGUGCAACUUCAAAUGCGGGUCACACUUCGCACCCGUGUGUGGGAAGAAGUCUUCGGAUGGAUCUUUGCAGACAUUUGACAAUCUUUGUCUGAAGAGACUGUAUGAGUGCUCCACUCAAUCCACUGUGCAGACUGUUUUCUACGGAGUGUGCGACAACUUCAAAAUUGAUCGCAACCCGUGUGACCGUAUCUCCUGCUCUGCUCGUGGACCAGGACUCACGUGUAUCGUGGACGAAGACAACAAACCCAAUUGUGUCUGCAGAGACGACUGUCCCUCCUCACAAAUAGCACCUGUGUGUGGGUCUGACCUGACAACGUAUGACAGCCAGUGUGAGCUGGACAUGGCCAACUGCAGGAAGAGUCCGGGGGAGAAACAGGUGACACUCCUCUCAAAUGCACCCUGUCCAGAUUUGUGUGUGGGGAGGGAGUGUCGCCACUACGCGACGUGUGUGCUGGUGUCCCUGAACAGCACCAGGUGUGAGUGUCCCCAAUUAGACUGCAGUCUCUGGGGGAGGAGACCCCUCUGCGGCACUGACAACAGAAACUACUCCAACUUAUGUCACCUUAGAGACACUUCCUGCAAAAACAAGGUUGACAUAGCGGUGAUGCGUGAUGGAUUUUGUCCCCCUGACCUAUGCGAGGGCUACCAGUGUCCCUUCUUAGCCGAGUGCUUCAGCCGCGACGAGAAACGAGAGUGUUCGUGUCGCGAAUCGUGCGAGGGCGAGAACUUCGACCCCGUUUGCUCUUCUCUCGGAGUGACUUAUUCAAACAUGUGUGAAUUGAGAAAGGAUGCGUGUACAAAAAAGAGUGCUGAAAUCAAACUGAACAACAAAGGUUUCUGCAAUGAAAAGUUCGCUUCCGAACAGUGCCGCAAACAAUGCAAAGCGCCCCGAGAAUGUCUGCCAACUGGACGCAACGGCCAAGUGGAAUGCACGUGCAAGCCUUGUCCCCCCACAUCUAUGAUAGCCGACAAGAAGUCAGUGUCCACUAAGACGAAAACGAAAUUGGACGACUCUUCAAUUUGCACUGAGUCGGGAAUGGCUUUUGAGACUACGUGCGAGCUGAAAUUCUCAGAAUGUAUGAACAAUGUGAGCUACAAAGUCACAAACGACCGGAUAAUCUGUGACAUCAAAAAUUCGUGCUUCGGGGACGACUCCUCUCUAGUGUAUCGGGAUGAUAUGGCCGAGGACAUCUUCAGAUGUUCGGACGACAGUCAGUGUCCAACGGGUGCAUUUUGUGAGAGGAGCACCUGCUGUAGCCUCAAAUCCUGGAUGGUGGAGGUCUUCCCUCCCUGCUCCGACAGUCCCUUCGGCUGCUGCAAGGACAACUACACUCCAUCUGGGGGCCAAAAUUACGAAGGGUGUCCCGAAUUCUGCGACUGUGACCCCUACGGGUCCUACUCUGACCUGUGUGAUGAGAUGGGUCAGUGUCUGUGUAAGCCAGGGGUCACUGGAAAGAGGUGCGAUGCGUGCAAGCCUUUCUUCUGGGGGUUCGACAAGAGUGUCUACUUCGCUGCAUGUAAAA